AUGGAGGUUUAUGGUGGUAUGUUUUCAGCAGAUAAAUGCUGGUACAGAUGUAAACUUCUGCAUGUGGUUAGUGAUGAGCAGUGUGCAGUCUGUUAUAUUGACUAUGGAAAUUCAGAAGUUUUAGAUAGAUCCAGCAUUGUUGAACUUCCUGAGGAAUUACAGUCGCCACCUAUUGCUCAAAAACAUCGAUUAUGGGGGCUUCAGCUUCAGUCAGCUUCAGAUAUUGAACAGGGCUUAAAAUUUCUGUCCCAGUUGAUAAGCGACAAGCAGGUGUCUGUGCAGCAAAAGGCGGUUUACAAGGAUGGCACUGUUGUUGUCCAGGUGUCUCAUAAUGAUCUUGACAUAGGAGAAGAAGUUGCUAAAAAGGGCUUUGCUGUGAGAUCUCGACUAAUUAGCUCUCCAAACAGUGCUUUGGGAACAGUGGAUGCCCCAGCACACGAGAUAAAGCUACGAUUCCCAUGGCAAGGACGGAAUUUGGAAAGGCUUCCGAUACGCGAGCCAAAAUCUUUACCUGUGUUUAACCGAUGUAACAGUGACCCAAACAAGGAUAAUAUUGGGAAGAAUAAUUUUCAAGCCCCAAGAUCGUCUUCUAAUGAUAAUAAUGGAAGAGGUGACCAGAGGAGGUUGGAAGAAAACAAUCAGCUAAAGGCUGAGAACAAGCAACUAAAGGAUGAAGGCAUGCAGCUAAAGGAAGAAAACAAACAGCUAAAGGAUGAAGGCAUGCAGAUAAAGGAAGAAAACAAGCUGCUAAAAGACAAAAACAUGCAACUGAAGGAUGAAAGUGCGCAGUUAAAGGAGAAAAAUAAGCAACUAUUGGAUGAAUGUAGGCAAUUGAAAGAAAACAAGGAAAUACUGUCAGACAAAUCGAGAGCUCUAGAACUACAUAUGCAAAAAUUGCAGCUUGACAAUGAGAAUGAGAAAGAAUUCUUUGAAAGAAACAUUCAUGAACUGGAAGUGCGUUUGGCGUCUGCAGCAGGAAGCAAGUUAAAAGCGUUAGCAGCCAAAAUUGAUGCACUCAAAAAUCUUAGGCGUGAAAAUAACAACGUGACUGUUGCUGAUGAUCUUCUGGAAGCGGUUAAGGUUGUUGGUCAGGGACGGUUGUCUGCUCCAUCUUCUUUAAAUAUUUUAGAGGAGUAUUGGAAAGAAUAUAGCGUUUCCCAGGAACUCAUUCGAGAAUGUUCAGAUGUGGUUGAAUUAGACAUGCUUAUUGAUAGAAGAAACAAAGUUAAAGAACAACUAAAUUCAUCCAUCGAUGCCUUUGUGAUUGAGGUUGACCAGUUGCCUUUCGAAUCGAGGCUUGGAAAGCUUCAGGUGCUACUGAAUUCACUUGAAGUUGUGUAUGGAGCAUCUUGUGAUUGUGAGGAUUCGGAUGCUGUUUUCCAGGAGUUUUUUAAUUGGAAACAGUUAAGUUUGGAAAAAUUCAGCAUUGUCAGAAGUGACACUGACAGCUCUCUGGGCCUUCUCUGCAGAUGGAUGUCUGAUGUUGAAAAGGUCUUUGACUUAAAGUCAGACAUCUCAUUAGGCUCUUGUGAUGACGUGUCUGAUAUAGACAAUAUCCUGGAAAAGGUUGAUAAAAGCGUAUCCAAGGAGUUGGAAAUUUCUCUUGUGGAACCAGGGGAAGACGACCGUAACAUAAUUACAAAUGCUUAUUACAGAGUUGUAAAGCUGAUCUAUGAAGAGACGUGCCUCAUCUCUGCCUUGAAGGCCAAAUAUCGGGCUAGUGUUGAAUUCAAAAAGAACAUGUCUGAAUGGAUGAAUAAAAACCCAAAUGUGGAUGACUUACUAAUAGUCAAGAAGAGUAUUAAAAUUUUGAAGGCAGAGCUGAGGUGGAAACUGCAUGUCAGCAGCAGCAUGGAAGAGUCUGAUGAAUACAAUGCAACAGCGCACAGUGAAGUGAAACAUGAAAUUGAAACCAUAAGGAGCAAGAUAUUCUCUGAGAUACAGCGUGAACAAGAAGAAUAUGCAUUAUUAAGCAAUUUGGCCCAGAAGUGGUUUCCUGAGCUACCUCUAAUCUACUCGGAUGUAGGAAUAACCAGCUACAUGCAUUCAGGAGGUCUUCUAUCGGGUAGUAUGGAGCGGGUGCUGUUUGAUGCCGAACCACUGAAGGAACUUAGCAGCAAACGCCCACUGGUAUGCACACAAAUCCAGAACCAAAAAGUUUUACUCAAGGGCUAUUCUGUAGGUGUGGAUACAGAAGAACAAGUAAUUGUGAGGGCGUCAAAAUAUCACAAAGCUUGGUUACAACAGAAAGAGGAAUCUGGGAUUAUGGAACUUCUUUACUUGUUUUUUUGCAAGUUUGAUCCGGUGGUAUACCUGAUGGUUCCCUUUUAUCCUGGCGAAAACUUGGGCUGUAUUCAAGCCAGCAAUAAAUUGAGUUCACACGAGAUUGUGAGAGUGAUGAGAGGGGUUGCACUUGGCUUGCAUACACUACAUGCCUCCAACAUCAUUCUUGGAUCUCUUCAUGAAAAUAAUGUAUUUGCUGUAAAUCGCGAGAGGGGCAUAGUUGGAGACAUUGAUUUCACAAGAGAUGCAGAGCAGCGGAGUUCAGCCACCUCUAUUUGCUUCCCUCUGUUUACUGCUCCUGAAUUAAAAUUGGGGCAACCAGCUUCAGCUUCCUCUGAUGUGUAUGCCUAUGGAGUCCUUUUAUUAUGGCUUUGCACAGGGAGCAAGAAUGUUACUCAUAAUUCUAAUGGAACUCCUGAUCUUAAGAAACUGGACUUGGACUCCAAAGCAGAGGCUCUCCUGUCAUGUCUUGUAUGCUGUGGAGAUCGAAUGCAGACGGAGCAGAUAAAAACACAUGAAUAUGACAUGGGGGUCCAGAGCCGCAGCGGGGCUCUGCAUCCCCGGGAGGCUGACUGGUGA
Molecule: messenger RNA, 2862 nt
Organism: Bufo bufo (common toad)
Lineage: Eukaryota; Metazoa; Chordata; Amphibia; Anura; Bufonidae
Gene: STK31
Product: serine/threonine kinase 31
Exons: 22
Coding region: 1-2862 (953 amino acids)
Biological process (GO): protein phosphorylation
Molecular function (GO): ATP binding; protein kinase activity
Source: RefSeq, a predicted model, not a curated record